Juglans regia (Persian walnut) is the source of this 924-nucleotide messenger RNA. RefSeq lists its product as uncharacterized. Bases 1 to 579 code for a protein of 192 amino acids. The transcript is spliced from 5 exons. Lineage: Eukaryota; Viridiplantae; Streptophyta; Magnoliopsida; Fagales; Juglandaceae. The record is from RefSeq and is a predicted model, not a curated record.
AUGGAUCUCUUGCUUCUUACGCUUGCUCACUCAAAAAGUUCUCUGCGAGCUUCUGAAAGUAUCAGAUUGAUCAGAUCCACAGUUGCUUGGACGUGUAGGCCUGAACAGUGUCGCAUCCAAAGCAUAAAUUCGACCGUUGGGUACUCCCAACGGUCAUCUCCAUUACUCAAAUUGCCUCCCUCAUCCUCAGUUAAAUUGCGCUUCGACUUCUAUACCCCUGCAGGAAACCCAGCUGUAAUUUUAAUGGAGAACGUGCUUAAUGUGCCUCCCAAGAGCCCAAUUCAACCAGAAAACACCAUAAUCGACUGCAAAACACCGCCCCUGAAUCAGCAAAAUGAUGAAAAUCAUCGAAACCCAGGCAAUGAUUUGCGCAAACCCAGCACCCCCGACCGCCUCAAAGUCCCCAAGGCAUUCAAGUACCCCGAAAGAUAUAGAAGCCCAACCGACUCGAUGAUGUCCCCGGUUACAAAAGGCCUUCUUGCCAGAAGCAGAAAGGGCGGCGUGCUUUUACCUCCGAGUAUAAAUCAGACAAAGAUUCAGGAUUUGCGUGUUCAGGAGGUGGGUGUCUUCGAAAAUUAAAAGUAUGAAAGCCGUUUGGAAAAAGCUCAAGGAACAGAUGGAUCUCUUGAUCCUAAUAGUUGGUAUUAUUAAGUUCGAUUUGAUGGGAGCAAUGGAAUGAUAUGACCCGAUAUGUUGCUUUGCAAUUCCAGUAAGAUGGAUGAAAUGUGGUUAUCUGAGGCUUUUUUCGAUAUGAUUUGAAUACAUUGUUGUAAUAAAGAAAUAGCUCACUAUGUCCAGAUUGCAGGGGCUAGUCAACAUGGAGCCUUUGCUUUAUUUCCUCCAUUUUUGCAUGCUUUCAGGCAGUCCAAACCCUCAAAAUGAAUUCAAUUUACAGAAUGAGAACUGCCUUCCUGGUUCUUCUCA